Molecule: messenger RNA, 13572 nt
Organism: Xyrichtys novacula (pearly razorfish)
Lineage: Eukaryota; Metazoa; Chordata; Actinopteri; Labriformes; Labridae
Source: the annotation of a GenBank genome assembly
GCGUUCAGCAGCGGCCCCGGAAGUGUUUGUUCACGGUUAAAAGCCAGUUGACCAAGCUAGCUAGCUUGUUAGCUGUGAGCCGGGUUCAGUCAUUGUGCGGGGAUGGAGGUGACACGCAGGAGUAAGUCACGAACAUAUUUUUGCUCACUUGAUUUUAACCUCGAUACAAACGACAUAAUAAUUCUCAUCAGAGCAUUGGGCUGAUAUGAGUGUAUAGUCGGAAGUACUCAUUAACCCUCACUGUUUUUGUGCUGCUCGCUAGCUUAUUAGCCACACAGCUGCGGGUUUCUGCGUGUGUGUGCGGGUUUGCUAACACGCUCCAUCACGCUAUAAUGAUGUUCACGCACUUUCUCUUUUCCAGAUUUUAAAGAUUGCCUUAGUGCGGUGUACUGCGCGAUAGAGGAGGCGGACUUCCUAGCCAUCGAUGGAGAGUUUUCAGGUAAGAAACAGCGUGAGAGUUCUCCCACAAUCCGACAUUUCAUCUUCUUUUUUAUCCUUAAUUUCAUUCAAUUAAUAUUGCAAACAUUCAAUACAAACAAGGAAAAAUCUCAAACAAGUGAAUAAAAGGAGCAGAAAGAAGAAAACUCUUUCAUAAGAUAUUAAUCAACUAAACACACAAUAAUAAAAAUAAACAAGAGCUGCAGGCCAACAUGCCUGUUACAGUUCAUUAUUUCUUAUUCUCAAAAACUAACAGAAAAGACCACAUUAAUUCACAUUUUUCCACAAAACAAACAGACCAAGACUUAGAUGAACACAUUUCCCUGUAUUUUCUCAACAUACUGGCUUUGACACUUUUUGUAAAGAUCAAAUCUGAUUUGUCUUCUUUAGUUUCUUUCUUCAGAUUGUUCCACAAACGUAUUCCUCUCACUGUAACACAGCGCUCCUUCAGUUUAGCUCUGAAUCUUGGCUUUUUCAAUAUUUCAAAUCCUUUUAAAUUAUAAUAAACGUCCUCUUUUUUUACAUCGGCUCUGGAUGUUGACUGGUAAAAUGUUCCUAUGAGAUUUAUACAUAAUCGGCAACAUACUGAAAUCUACUCACUCAUUGAAUUUCAACAACUGUACCUAACCUUAUCCACAGUACAUAUAGGGCCCAAUUUAAACGCCAGGAUUGUGCAAAUAGACGAGUUUCUGUGCAACGUCAUCGCAGGUAUUCACGCGCAGCCUCAGGGCAGAAAGCGGGACAUUUCUUAUUUGUUUCCUAGCGAAGUCAACAGAGGAACAAAAUGACAACAAGCUGUUGUGCUGUAAACAGCACGAAUCGGCAAAACAAACAAUCGGCAAACAUUACGACCCUGCUCCUGAUGUUAGAAACCUCUAAAACAACGUCACAACCUGUGUUGUGAAAUUCAUGGAUAUUUCAGCAAGCGAUUUCUCAAUGAAAUGACAUUUUCUCGCAACUGUGUCAGGGAGAACUUGCAAACAAUGCGGCGUCUUCGUUGAUUUGAGUUCACUCUAAAGCAGGCAUUUGCCCCGCAGUCGCGCUCGCACCUAGUAUUGUUUGCACACAAGAAACCCAUCUGUUGGAGAUGAAAUAACGGUGUACUUUGUUCACAGGGAUAAGCGACGGUCCUAAUGUCAGUGCACUCACAAACGGGCUGGACACCCCGGAGGAGCGAUACACCAAGCUGAAAAAGGUUUGCACUGUUAAUAGCAAAAGAUCGUACAUCAUGCUCAUACAAGUUCCCGUCUAAACACCACCACUUAUACUGUUUUACCUCCUAUUAAACCGGAUCCUACUGUCCUGCAGCACUCCAUGGACUUCCUGCUGUUCCAGUUCGGAUUAUGCACAUUCAAGUACGACCAGGCAAAGUCAAAGUGAGUGAAUUCUGCUUAAUAGAAACAGAGUUAUUGUUAUUGAUUUGGCAUUGAUGCUGUCAGAUUCAAUGUGCAUCUCCCCAAGGACUUAAAGUAAGAUUUGCAAAGGCUCAACAAAAUCUGUGUUUCUCAAAGAAGCUUGGAAGUACCCGUAUACUUGAUAUAAAUUGUGUUUAAGUAGUUUUAUACAAGUUUACACUUCAUAAAACUGGGCUCUUUUUCUGCCUGCUUUUGGGUGGAAGUAUUUGUGCCUACCCUGCAGCCCAGGGUAGAACUGUAGGACUGUAAUCUCAGUACUUAAAAGGAUAUUCUGGUGUAAAAUUAAUUCAGGGUCAAACAGACCGUAACACCGAGUUAGACACCCCCUCCAGAGUUGCCGACCGCUUGCUUCUCUAGUUUUACCAACUUUAGUAACGACCGCAGGAUAGCAAUACGCAGCGGUCUAUGGAUCCAGCCAGUUGUUUGUACGGAGACCGGGCAAGUCCAUCGACUGCAGCGGGGGGAUGCAGCUCAAGGAAGAACAUUUAUGAUUAUUUCUUCAUGGAAAUAUGAUCAGACUGAGAUGCUAAGGCAGAAGAACUACUGCGUCUGCAGAGCAAAAUGAUUAAUAUGGUGAUUAUUACUUCAAGGAAAUGAUAAAGAAAUGAUCAUAAAUGUUCUUCCUUGAGCUGCGUCACCCCGCUGUAGUCUGUAAUGGACUGGCCUGAGGUCUCGCUACAAACAAGUGGCUGCUGAAAGAGAGUAGGUGAGUUGUGUUUAGUCUCUUUGCUAAAGAAAUGAGUCAAAGUUAAAAAGAUGUUUGGUGUCUAGUACUAUGGCUGUGACCCUAUAUGUCCUGUUGAUGAAGUUAGGUGCUGUUCUGAGCAUUAUUUGUGGCUAUAGAGUGGCGUUUGGGUUGAGGUUUGUUUAUGGCUCCUCUGACCAGCAUAUCAAAUCUGCAAGCAUUAUAAUCAAUGUGAGUCAUUCCACAGAAUCUGUCUGGCGUUGCUGCGGAUCGGCUCCAGCGGCCGGAUGAGAUAUGCAAGGCUUCUAUUUUUGCUGGAGCACGGCGCAUCAAUUCAGUGCAGCGCAGCAUGAGCAGCAGCGAAAGUUGUACACGGUUAUAGAGUUAAAAUAUCUGUUUAAUUUCAAAAUAAAAUAAAGUCGAUACAUUAAACUGUUGUUAAUUUGAUAAUAGGAGAGGCCAGGGUUGUGGGAUCUGGGUGUUUAUAUACCCUGCCGUUUAUUUACAACAAUCGGCGGAUCUCAAUUUACCGUCACCACUUUUUUAGUUUCAGACAAAGCUGAGGUCCAUAAAUAUUUUCCUUCAGUGUCGAUGCCAAUUUCUGUUUCUAAAGCACUUUUGCAACCGAAUGCCAAAAAACGGUCAUCUAGCUUUAGUUUGAGUGGCAGGCGGCUUAUUGUCGUCGACCACAGCUACUUGAAUACACUCAUUAAUCCUCUUUGCUCUGUUUGCUGUUGUCUCUGCAGGUAUAUCAUAAAGCCUUUUAAUUUUUAUAUAUUCCCGAAACCGUUCAACAGGACGUCCCCCGACAUAAAGUUCAUCUGUCAAGUAAGUCGGUGUUGCUCAUCUGGGCUAUCGAUAGUCUCUCAGUGAAGUGAGAUAAGUGACUGUGGAUAUUAAAAGUUACUGCUCCUGAAAAUGCCUGGUCAGCUGCAGAGACAUGAUGUGUUGCUUGGCAUUUUGUUUGAAAGUUGUGAAAAUGUCAGAUCAUCUUUUGUCAUUUCAGAGUUCCAGUAUCGACUUUCUGGCCAGUCAGGGGUUCGACUUCAACAAGGUGUUCUGUAACGGUGAGUGCACGUGUCUUUAUUUCCAUUUCUUUCAGUGUUUGUAUCCAUUUCUUUUUGUAAUAGUCAUCAUGUGGAUUGAUCAGAACGGAUGGUGGGUUUUGAAAGAACACGACACAACCACAGAUCAUGAUACGGAGUGAAGUGACGUGUUUCUGUUGCUUGUUUUUAAAGGAAUCCCUUACCUAAACCAAAAUGAGGAAGCCCAGCUGAGGGAGCAAAUGGAAGAGAGGAGAAAUCAACAUGCUAACGGCGUGGGGACACCAUCUUUCAUCUCCCCGUCCUCCUCCAAAGGCCCCGCCCAUGUACCUGAAGAGCACAAAGACUUCAUCAACAAAGUCAUGUAAGGGCGUCUAUAAUAGAGUACAUGCACCAAAGCAGGGGUGUUUCAGGUUAUAGGGGCAGGGCUCCACAGUGCGACAGUUUCACUCACAUUUGUGACUAAAAAUAGAUGUGUGUGUAUUGUAAAAUGUAUUUAGCGGCACAUGUGCGCAUAAAAAAAUCGGGCUAGGCAACAAAUGUUUUUUCAUGUAAAUACGGCGGUGAAGUUAGUUUUAGGUUAGAUAUUCGACGGACAUUAACUGAGGAUCUACUGGUGUCCUCUUACUCUCCAUAGCCGGGAAUAACAACAGCAGCGGCACGGUUAAAUCUACUCAGCGGUCAACGCUGGGUGUUGAAUAAGGGACCAUCAAUAAAUUACCGGUUGAUAUUCUCAGAAAAGGCUGUUUUUUCCUUCAAUAGCUUCCAUGUCACGUGACCAACUGACCUAAAAUUGAUUUUUAAUAAUCGUACUUAUGGCGCCCAAUAAAACAAACAUUGUUUGAUCAAUUUUUAUUGUGCCCCUAAAGUUCUUUGUGUGCUCCUUGUGAAAGAAGUCAGUGUCAAGCCCUGCACGGUGGUACGAAUAACUGUGGCUUGGUGGAGUUUGGUGUACGCUUAUCCUGCGUCUUUGUCCCGGGAGGUCCAGAUCCUGAUAUCGUCUCUUCUUGUUUUCCCCACAGAGAGAAGGUGGAGGCGCUCUUCACUAACUCCGAAAAGACUUUGGAUUUGGAGCCUUGCACAGGGUAACCCGACCCUGUACCUCAGAAUACCACACCCACACUGAUCUGGAUUACAUGAAUUUAUCUGCACCACAUUUUGACCGCACUUAUAUAAUUUUUGUUUUCCGCAGGUUUCAGAGAAAGCUGAUCUACCAGACUCUGAACUGGAAGUAUGUGAAGUCGAACACUUAGCCACGCGAUUGUUGUUGUGUGGAGACGAAACACUGAAGACUUUGUUUUUGUUUCCCAGGUUUCCUAAGGGGCUUCAUGUGGAGACAGUGGAAACAGAAAAGGUAAAAAAAUGUUUUUCUCUCAGCAGAUUGUGCCCCGUGGUUUUGUUUUUGUGUGUCGGUGAAAUAUUGAUGCCACUUGUGUGUGUGUGUGUGUGCGUGCAGAAGGAGCGAUUCAUUCAGGUCAGCAAAGUAGACGAGGAGGAGAGGAAGAGGAGGGAGCAGCAGAAACUGGAGAGGGAGCAGGUGAGCCCACUUCUGGUCCUGCAGACCUUGUAUCUCCUCGAAGAUUGUUUACGUUUCAUUUUCAUUCCCUCACACACGAUAGGAGGAGCUAAAUGAUGCUGUGGGCUUCUCCAGAGUCAUCCACGCCAUCUCCAAAUCGGUGAGUGAGCGCUGACUGUUUCACUUCACCCUUGUAGUUUUAAACAUGAGGCGUUUCAGUUAACAGUCGGACUCCUUUGCUGUUUUCGAAUUGGCCUUCUGCGUACUCCUGCCGGCCGCAGUAUGCAGUACACACUCUCUGCUAUUCCAGGUGCUUUACAUUGUGGGUGACAGUAGGCGAAGCAGACUGGUCCGAUACAUACUGUGAAAUUUUCCCGAAUCAGUACGUCAUCCGGGUAUUUUUGGCAUGCUGCAAAUUUCGCAUUUGUUCUCCCACUGCAUACGACAUUUCUGGUGAAUCAGUACGUACUGCUGGUAUAGGAGGAGAAUUUGAAAACGGCCCGUGACCUUUUCUUUCUCUCGCUGUCGCUAAAUCUGCUUGAUUGGAUGUAUUUUAAAAACCUGACUUUGAUCAUUUUUUUUCAGGGUAAACUUGUGGUCGGCCACAACAUGCUGUUAGACGUGAUGCACACCAUCCAUCAGUUUUACUGCUCUCUGCCUGAGGUACAGAAAAAAUCCAAGCGGAUAUUUUAAAUCCGGAGUUUUUUUGCUGCAUAAAACAGAAGUUUAAGCAAACCAGGUAAUUAAUCUCUUCUUUCUUCAGGAUCUUAAAGACUUCAAAGAAGUCACCAUGUGUCUGUUUCCAAGGUAAACUUCCUCUUUUAACUCGUUUACUCCUCAACAGCAGAUGCUUUUUGAUGCUCUUAAGGUUCAACUUCAAGUGUUUGUCACGUUUUCCCGCAGACUCCUGGACACAAAGCUGAUGGCGUCCACUCAGCCUUUCAAGGUGAGACACCUCAGCGCUGCGGCAGAAGAGCAUCAACACCAAAUAUCGAUGUUUCUACAAGGUUUAAAAGUGGAAUAAUUUUGACGUUGAUUUGCUUGAAAAUAAAAAAGGUGAUCUGCAGGAGGUUAUGUUGCGUUCCAGUUACCUCAGUAGUCAGGUGUCUGAGCAGGGAAUGACGUUACACCUGAGCUGACGGUGUUCCAGUAAACAAGUCGGAAAACCAAGAUGGACGUCUGCUGUACGCCGUUGUCAGUUGUUGUCAGCUGUCGUUAGCAAUUCUCAGUUGUUGUUAGCGGUUGCCAGUUAGUGUUGGCUGUUGUUAGCAGUUGUUGGUUGUUGUUAGUGGUUGCAAGUUGUUGUUGUUAUCGGUUGUCAGUUGUUGUUGUUAUUAGUUGUUGUUGUUAGCUGUUGUCAAUUGUUGUUAGCGGUUGUCAGUUGUUGUUGUUAUUAGUUGUUGUUGUUAGCUGUUGUCAAUUGUUGUUAGCGGUUGUCAGUUGUUAGCUGUUGUCAUCUGUUUUCAGUUGUUGUUAGCGGUUGUCUGUUGUUGUUGUUGUUGUUGUUGUUAGCUGUUGUCAGUGGUUAGCGGUUGUAAGUUGUGCUGUUAGCGGUGCUCAGUUUUUUUUAGCGGUUGUCAGUUGUUGUUGUUAGCUGUUGUCAGCUGUUUUCAGUUGUCGUUAGCGGUUGUCAGCUGUUGUCAGUUUUUGUUAGCUGUCAUUAGUGGUUAUCAGUUGUUGUUGUUAGUUGUUGUUAGCUGUUGUCAGCUGUUGUUAGUGGUUGUCAGCUGUUGUUAGUGGUUGUCAGUUGUUAUGAGCUGUUGUCAGUUGUUGUCAGCGGUUGUCAGUUUUUGUUAGCUGUCGUUAGUGGUUAUCAGUUGUUGUUGUUAGUUGUUGUUAGCUGUUGUCAGCAGCUGCUUUUAGCGGUUAUUAGUUGUUGUUAGCGGUUGUUUGUUGUUGUUAGCUAUACCAGUUGUAAACAAACACAACACAGUAUUUGACUCUUACAAACACAGUAUCCCCGAGUUCACAGUUAGACGUUACAACAAAAACCACUUAUUUAAUUUCACAAAAACGAAACAGAAGCGCUAAUAAAUAAAACAUUAGGAGAUCUUCACUGUUGAUGAACUGCGCUGCCAUCUUGGAUUAUGACGUUGUCGUCAAGUCGGGGUUGGUGACCAUCGUCAGACUUUUGAAAGACAGUUAAAAAGUCAGAGCUCGGAAAUCCUGACUUUGAGUACAAGUGGAAUGCACCAUUAAAACCAGUCGAGGCGAUCUAAUAAGGUGUGACCUCAUGUCUCGUGUUUUUGUGUCUUUGAGUUUUUAUCACGUGCAAAAAUCUGUUUUAAAAUGUUGAUAUUUUCUCCAAGUUGACGGCGUGGAUUCGACUUUGUGUUUCAGGAGCUGAUCACGAACACGUCUCUGGCAGAGUUGGAGAAGCAGCUUAAAGAGAGCCCGUUUAAAUCGCCACAAGUCGGUGAGUGAAUGAACACGAGGUCCUCGAGGUUUGGACUGAAAGUUGUAGAAACUCACCUCGACUCUUUAACUGUUCCUGUUAGAAACGGCCGAGGGGUUUCACAGCUACGACACGGCCCAGGAGCAGCUCCACGAGGCCGGGUACGACGCCUACAUCACCGGCCUUUGUUUCAUCUCGAUGGCCAACUACCUGGGUAACGAACACGCUGAUCCUGUUUGCAAAUGAAAAGGGGAAAGUCUGACCUGUGUGUCAUUUCAUGGCGAUCUCUUCUUCUCUUUUCAGGCUCUUUCCUGACUCCACCUAAAGCUUACAUCUCGGCUCGCUCCAAACUGAUCGAACCUUUCUUUAACAAGUAAGAACUUCGCUUCAAGUCACAAAAUUCAAGUUCCCUUUCACUUCCUGUUAAAAAUGAUCAUGUUGUUUUCUCCUGAAGGCUUUUCCUGAUGAGGAUAAUAGAUAUCCCCUACCUCAACAUCACGGGACCAGACUGUAAGUGAGAUGAAUGUCGGCGCUCUAAAAGGCGCCCUGUGGAGACUCCAUUGGUCCUUUUUCUGAAUGAUAGCUGAUAGGAAGAGAAAAGAAGCAAAUCACUCAAAAACAACAGACUUAUUAAAUGUUUGAAAAGUGAUCCGAGUGAUGUGAUCACUCUUUUUUUUGGAGAAGACUCCACGGGGCUCCUUUUUUACGGCUGUUUGAAGUAAUUUUUUAUCCAUAAAAGGCAAAAACAAAGAACCAAAAUCAGGUCCACAGGCGCGCAGCUCACUGGUUUCUGUCUUUGAACCUUUCAGUGCAGCCGAAGAGAGACCACGUCCUCCACGUCACCUUCCCGAAAGAAUGGAAGACGAGCGACAUCUACCAGCUCUUCAGUGCCUUCGGUACAGCCUCUGCCCCGUGACUCUGCUUCCACGAGGAUAUGACCCGGUUAUUUGUUCUGAUCACUUUCCACUUCUCGUGUCCACACAGGAAACAUCCAGGUGUCGUGGAUCGAUGACACUUCAGCAUUCGUGUCUCUGAGUCAAACAGACCAGGUGCAGAUAGGUGAGUUUGACACCCGCAGCUGCGUUCAUUCUGGACUGGUGGCAGCGGUCUGUUUACAUUUCCCCUCUCAACACGCAGCUAUGAACACCAGCCGCUAUGCAGAGAGCUACAGGAUCCAGACGUACGCCGAGUACAUCCAGGGUAAACAGCAGGAGAAGGAGAAGGUCAGUCAGACGCCCAAGACUUGGGGAGAGGACAGCUGGGUGAAAUCUCACUACACUCCCUCCAGCACUUCAGCUGGUUUUGGAUUCUCCAGGUACACCGCUGCCCUCACACCUACAGCUUAUUUAAAGUUUCUCCGCCUUAUAUUGAUGGAUGUAUGACUUCCUUUUUUUUUUGUCCUCCAGAAGCUUGAGGAAACGCAGCAUCAGCCCCGUUCAAGGAGAGCAGGGGGAGCUGGGAGACUCUCUAAUUACAGACGGCUGGAGUAACUUCUCAUACCCGGAUAGCAGGGGCAGCAAGAAGAUGAAAACUGACGGUGUGUGAACGCGCUCGUGUUGAAUUACUUCACUGCUGCAGUGUGGUAACAAGCAGCCUGGGAGUCUCAGCUCACCUUAAGGGACCGGGGGGGGAACGUUGUGAAUUAUCAUCCCAGGCAAAUAGAUUUAGCGAGUUAAUGAAGUCUGAGUAACACGUUAAAGAGGAGGGCUCAUCUUCUGUUAGUGACCACCUGCUGCAGAAGGAGCAGGUCAGAGGUCUGCUGACUGAAAAGGCUCAGAGAAAACUUUCAACCAAAGUUUGUGACUCUAUUUAUAUUUUUUCAUUAUUGAUACAGUCCAUUGGGCUGAUAGAUUUCCAGUCCAGUUCAUGGUCUUAAAGGAAUAUUCCGGCGUACAUUUAAGGUAUAGUCAAAUACACCGUCACACCGAGUUAGAGACCCCCUCGAGAGAUGAAAGAAUACCCAAAUCUACCCCAACCCAAUCCCUCAUUCCUACCCCACAAUCUAAACGCAACAGAAACAGGAUUAAAAUGGAUGAACUGAAAAAGGGCUAUUACGUGGAAACAGGAAAGUACGCAUCAAGGAUUCAAGAAAUGAAAUUUAAGAAAUAAUAAAUAAAACGACUGACCGCUUCCUUCUCUAGUUACACCAACUUUAGUAACGACAAACCUCAACCAAAACACCACUCUAUAGCCACAAAUAAUGCUCAGAACAGCACCUAACUUCAUCAACAGGACAUAUAGGGUCACAGACAGUACUAGACACCAAACAUCUUUUGAACUUUGACUAAGAGACCAAACACAACUCACCUACUCUCUUCCAGCAGCCGCCUGUUAAUGGGGGAGCCCUGACGAGUCGAUCACUGAGUGCAGCUGAAAAUUUAUAUUUAUUAUUACUUCAUGUAAAUACAAUCAGACCGAGACAGUAAGGCAGAAGAACUACCGCGUCUGCAGUGCAAAAAGAUUAAUAUGAUGAUUAUUAAUUCAAGGAAAUGAUCCGCUGCACUCAGUGAUCGUUUCAUUUUCAUUUUUAUCCUUAAUUUCAUUCAUUUAAUAUUUCAAACAUUUAAUACAAACAAGGAAAAAUCUCAAACAUGUGAAUAAAAGGAGCAGAAAGAAGAAAACUCUUUCAUAAGAUAUUAAUCAACUAAACACACAAUAAUAAAAAUAAACAAGAGCUGCAGGCCAACAUGCCUGUUACAGUUCAUUAUUUCUUAUUCUCAAAAACGAACAGAAAAGACCACAUUAAUUCACAUUUUUCCACAAAACAAACAGACCAAGACUUAGAUGAACACAUUUCCCUGUAUUUACUCAACAUACGGGCUUUGACACUUUUUUAAAAGAUCAAAUCUGAUUUGUCUUCUUUAGUUUCUUUCUUCAGAUUGUUCCACAAACUUAUUCCUCUCACUGUAACACAGCGCUCCUUCAGUUUAGCUCUGAAUCUUGGCUUUUUCAAUAUUUCAAAUCCUUUUAAAUUAUAAUCAACUUCCUCUUUUACGGUGUGUUUAAGUUUGUCAGUAAGUUUACAUUUUUUUCAUUAUUGAUAGAGUCCACUAGGCUGAUCGAUUUCCAGACCAGUUCCUGAUCUUAAAUUCAAUCGUUAAGACUGCUUUAUGUUUCUAAUAUAAACUUAUGUGACAUGUCUUCAUCAGUCAUCCUGCUCUCUUUGUUUCGACACCAUCCUGUCUGCACUAACUCUAUCUCCGUGUGGUAAAUUUCAGUAUGAUGAGUAAAAUCGUUGUUGUGUUUUCCAGCGUCGAGCGAACAGGCCAACACAGAAGCCAUUGAGAGUAAAACCUCAGAGGGAUGGCUGAAGACGGCGUGAGUAAAAUCGCUCUCUGUCGUUUCUGCUGUCAGCGUUUACAGGUGUACGCCUUUAAACGGUUGCUGUUCCCCCUCCCCCGCAGAGAUUUAUCAGAUGCAGCCGGGUCGAGUCCGGGCCCCGAUGAGGACAAGUCCCCUGAGGGCGAAGACGAGUUCGGGGAUGCUGACGGGACGGUCACUUGGCAACAAGCGCCAUCAACGGUCCACGGGAGGAAAGGUCAAAAGAACAAGAAGAAGCAGACUGAAGGUGUGUUUGUGUUUAACCUGCGAUUUCACCUCUGUGCUUUUUUACAAGAAGACCAGACUUCAGAGGCUCCCUGGCCUUUAUGAAAGGAGCUAGUUCAGACAUGUACAGCCGUGGCCAAUGUGCUAUUGUGACGCACAUUUCUGCUGUGUUUGAUCGAGUAAAAAUGCUCACAGCUGAUCACCGUGAUCGAACUGAAAUUUAUCACGAUUAUAUAAUCGCCUGGUCCUAGAAGAGAGGUUCAGUUAUUGUGAGGAAGACUUCAGGGCGCCUGAGAAAGUUCAGCAAGAACCCGGACUGCCUCCUAAAGUUGUAGGGUUUCUUCUCGGUGAAGGGAGUGGGCUCACUCACAGUUUUGUCCAAGACCAUGGCCGUGAAUAAAGAACGGUACCAAAACAUCAUCGGAGAGCAACUUCUCAACUUCAGAUCAGUUUGGUGACAAAAAACGCCUUUUCCAGCAUGAUGGAGCGACUUACCAUGAGGAUGAAGUGAGAACAUAGGCCCGAACUACACGUAUAUGGAUAUUUAUUUAUCAUGAUAUUUUUGUCCUCCCGUCUAAAUAAAUCUAUCUGUCCACACGUGUUAGUUCUCAAAAAUAUCUGCGUCCACACGUAGCCGUCAAACUCAAUCCUAUCUGGUGCCGCUUAAAAAAAAUUCAGGAACAAAGCUACCUGAUUGGCCGAUGAAUCGUAACAGCGUGAUGUGUCAUGCAUUGUUUGCGGAAGCUACGCUAGUGCGUCGGGUCCAUGUGACGGACCAUGUGACCAAUAAAAGUAUUGGACGCAGCAGACGCUUCUGUGAGCUGGCUGACUGAUGGAUGUAAUUGUAUAAAACAAGGUUCACUUGCAAGGCUGAAAUUAGCCCCAAAAGGUCAAAACAAACGUAAAGAAUACCCUGUCUGUCCACCAACGUUGUUGUUGUUUUUCUUCUUAAUUCGCAUGCGCGAGCUGCGGUUUGAUGUCAUCGAUCCGUAAGAGUCCAACCACAUGAAUCCACUACGGAUACGGGAUACGGAUAUUUUUUUAGUUCUCCACUUGUUUUUUCGGAUUCAGAUUUAUCCAGUUUGAGUGUUCCAAACUCCCGUUUUGGUGUGGUAGGGAGGCCUAAUCGGAGAUAAAUAUGUGCGGUUUGAAAUAUAUCCGCAUUCGUGUAGUUCGGGUCUAAGUGGCUCGAGGAAAAAAAAAAAAAAAAGUACAAAUUUGAUCGAGAAUUUGUGGUCAAUCCUCAAGACGUGGGCGGACAAACAAAAACUUUUAAAUUGACACUUAUGAAAUGUUUGUGAUUCUGCUUUAGUAUGACGUAGAAACAUCUGAGAAAAAGAUCUAAAAACCCUGAAGCAGCAGAGUUUGUGAAAAUUCAUAUUUAUGUCAUUCUCAAAACCUUUUGCCACGGUUGUUGAUACCUUAAAUAAGCCUUCAAUCGAAUAACCAACUGGUGGAUGAGUCGCUCUUCUCAUCUUUGUGUUUUUCUGUCUCUUCACUCGCACAGCCGCCGAAUCUACAACAUCACUGUUCGAGGUUCCUGAGGUCUGGUAGCGAGAGCCGGAGGGCGGAGAGGCUGCUGUCCCACGCUGAGCCGCUGCUCUGAGUCUCCUCCUAAGCACUUGGGCUGCUCUCCUGUAAGGUUGAACACCAGCAAGAGUGGCGCACGCCCUUAAACCCAUACGUUCGCUCAGCAGCCGCGGACGCCGUGUCCGAAGCUCUUAGCCAAGCUGCUGGACCGCACUGUCGAAAGAGAAAACACAAGCCAUAAAAGACGGUCGCCAUAUUUUCAUUUCGUAACGGAGGAGCGGGAAACUCUUCUGGGUAAACACACUCACAAACACAUCAGCAGAACCUUCACGUCUUAACCCUCCUUAAGGUCGAGUUUCUUCACGGACACUCAGACUGGAAUCUGCCGCCACAGCUAUGCUAUCACUCUGAAAUCACUUUGAACAACACGCUCACCUCCAUCAGUCUUAGACGACCUGGUGUGGAUGUUGUGUGCGCGAGUCGGUGCAUGUGUGUGUGUGCGUGUGUGUGUGAGAGAGAGAUGUGACUUUUCCUGAGGCUUUGUAUCUGUGUAAAUCCUUAUCAUGAAAUGUGACCCACACCCACACCCACACACCCACCUGACAGGUUCCUGUAGUUUACAAUAUCUGGGUUAUUUAGGAUUUUAAUGCAGACAAAUAUUUUUAAAAGUCAGUCGUGUCUCCUUUCCCAGUUUUAUCAAACCUGUAUAAUCUUCUCAGUAAUGUGAUGUUUAUUAUCGGUGGCGUUUUGGUCCUUCAUGGGAGGUGCUUGUCUUUUUUUUUUGUUGUUGUUUUUGUUUAUUUUUGUACAGAAUUGGUUUCUUUACCUUUUUUGUGUUGAAUGUUUUGUAACCGUGUCAACCUGCAACAAAGCUAAAGUAUGUUCUAAUGCAAAAUGUGUAAACCGUUAAAAAGACGUUAAAAACACCUUUUUGUAUAAGAUGAAGUUUAAAAAUCCUGAAAUAUUUCCUUGAGAGGGAAAACAUUAAAGAAUGUUUCUUAGUA